Messenger RNA from Trichomycterus rosablanca, 2648 nucleotides. Its product is annotated as zinc finger protein 271-like. Lineage: Eukaryota; Metazoa; Chordata; Actinopteri; Siluriformes; Trichomycteridae. The record is from RefSeq and is a predicted model, not a curated record. The coding region runs from base 1 to 2400 and encodes 799 amino acids. The transcript has 6 exons.
AUGUCAACGCAGCCACCAUACAGCAGGGACUGUCAAGGCGGUUCAUACCCAAUCAGUGCGCACGUAACUGUAGACAGAACUGUCCUGGAGGCACUGAGAGAGAUGGACCUGAAGAUAAAUUACCUGACAUCUCUUGUAGAAUCUCUUGUGGGUGGUCAUCAAAUUUUGCCCCCACAACAGCAAGACGAUGAAGACUUGAAUGUCAUCCCUCUGGAUUCAGUAGAAGCCCUAGAACAUUUAGAAGAAAGGCUUCUGAGCAACGGACUGAAGCAAAGGAUGAUUAACAUGCUGUCACUAAGUGGUGGACAUACCAUGAAAAAGACAAUCUGGAGAAUUGCCAGCAAGGUGUUCACCCCCAACCUUGCGAAAAGCCUUAACUGGUGCGGCAGGGGAGACAAGCGAGGUCUAAAACAAACCGCAUGUGGACAAGUUAUUAUUGCUGCCGCGAUGAAAAAUCCAGUGCUGCCAGCGCCAACUGAGGCGGAAGCGGAGAUCUGCUUAAAAGAUUACUUGCGGCUGUGUGGGAAGAGCUUCAGUACCCGGGGUGCUUUCAAAAUACACCAGCGCAUUCACACUGGAGAGAAACCGUAUCAGUGCUCACAGUGUGGGAAGAGCUUCAGUACCCAGGGUGCUCUCAAAAUACACCAGCGCAUUCACACUGGAGAGAAACCAUAUCAGUGCUCACAAUGUGGGAAGAGCUUCAGUACCCAGGGUGCUCUCAAAACCCACCAGCGCAUUCACAGUGGAGAGAAACUUUAUCAGUGCUCACAGUGUGGGAAGAGCUUCAAAUACCCGAGUGCUCCCAAAAUACACCAGUGCAUUCACACGGGAGAGAAACCGUAUCAGUGCUCACAGUGUGGGAAGAGUUUUAAUACACAGGGUAAUCUCAAAAUACACCAGCGCAUUCACACUGGAGAGAAACAGUAUCAGUGCUCACAGUGUGGAAAGAGUUUUAAUACAAAGAGUGAGCUUAAAAUACACCAGCGCAUUCACACAGGAGAGAAACCGUAUCAGUGCUCACAGUGUGAAAAAAGUUUUAAUCAACAGAGUAAUCUCAAAAUCCACCAGCGCAUUCACACUGGAGAGAAACCAUAUCAGUGCUCACAGUGUGGAAAGAGUUUUAAUGGACAGUGUCAUCUCAAAAUACACCAGCGCAUUCACACUGGAAAGAAACCAUAUCAGUGCUCACAGUGUGGAAAAAGUUUUAAUCAACAGAGUAAUCUCAAAAUACACCAGCACAUUCACACUGGAGAGAAACCGUAUCAGUGCUCACAGUGUGGAAAGAGUUUUAUUACACAGAGUAAACUCAAAACACACCAGCACAUUCACACUGGAGAGAAACCAUAUCAGUGCUUACAGUGUGGAAAGAGUUUUUAUACACAGAGUAAUCUCAAAAAACACCAGCGCAUUCACACUGGAGAGAAACCAUAUCAGUGCUUACAGUGUGGAAAGAGUUUUUAUACACAGAGUAAUCUCAAAAUACACCAGCGCAUUCACACUGGAGAGAAACCAUAUCAGUGCUUACAGUGUGAGAAGAGUUUUAAUCAACAGGGUCAUCUCAAAAUCCACCAGCGCAUUCACACUGGAGAGAAACCGUAUCAGUGCUCACAGUGUGGAAAGAGUUUUAAUGGACAGGGUCAUCUCAAAAUACACCAGCGCAUUCACACUGGAAAGAAACCAUAUCAGUGCUCACAGUGUGGAAAAAGUUUUAAUCAACAGAGUAAUCUCAAAAUACACCAGCACAUUCACACUGGAGAGAAACCGUAUCAGUGCUCACAGUGUGGAAAGAGUUUUAUUACACAGAGUAAACUCAAAACACACCAGCACAUUCACACUGGAGAGAAACCAUAUCAGUGCUUACAGUGUGGAAAGAGUUUUUAUACACAGAGUAAUCUCAAAAAACACCAGCGCAUUCACACUGGAGAGAAACCAUAUCAGUGCUUACAGUGUGGAAAGAGUUUUUAUACACAGAGUAAUCUCAAAAUACACCAGCGCAUUCACACUGGAGAGAAACCAUAUCAGUGCUUACAGUGUGAGAAGAGUUUUAAUCAACAGGGUCAUCUCAAAAUCCACCAGCGCAUUCACACUGGAGAGAAACCGUAUCAGUGCUCACAGUGUGGAAAUAGUUUUAAUUCAAAGAGUGAGCUUAAAACACACCAGCGCAUUCACAGUGGAGAGAAACCGUAUAAGUGCUCACAAUGUGGGAAGAGUUUUAAUCAACAGGGUAAUCUCAAAACACACCAGCGCAUUCACACUGGAGAAAAACCGUAUCAGUGCUCACAGUGUGGAAAGUGUUUUAAUAGACAGAGUGAUAUCAAAAAACACCAGCGCAUUCACACUGGAGAAAAACAUUAUCUGCAUCCAGAAUCAGAUACUAACAGAGUCUGGACUAGAUUUUAAUCAACAGAGUUUGUGCUGUUAAUACAGUUCAUGUGGUAAAUGUUUGUUUGUUUAACAGUCGUUUGGUAACUGAUGAUGAUUUAUUGUAGCGGUUCGCUAAGUGAAGCGAUUCGUGCACAAGAAGGUAGUGGAGCCUCAUGAAGUUCAUUUCAUGCCUUCGGAUGCAUUGUGGGUAUGUUUAUUUGUUAACAGAUGUUUUAAUUGAUGUUUAUUAAGAGUAUUAGUUGAUUUUGUAUUACAUGCUUGAA